AUGUUAACCAUAUAAGAUUUUUUUGAUUUCUAUUCAUAUUUUGGAUUUUAUGUGGCCAAUAACGAGAUCUUUAAGACUAUAUUAGCCUAGGUUUUGGAUCUAAAUUAACUUUAAUAAUAAUUUCCCUAAUAUGGCACUCCACCAAAAAGUGUAAAAUAGUAAUAAUUAAAUGAUUCUCCAGAAUAAUAGAACUUAAUUGAUAAUUCUAAAAAUUAUGUAAUAGUUGAAUUUUUCACCUUCUAAAGAUAUACCUGUAAAAUCUUAUCAAUAACAGUAUUUACAAUAAAAGGAACGAUAAUCUGUUUCAAAAUCGGUUAAAUCUCAUUAAUUUAACACAUCAUAAAUAUCAUCUACAUCUAGAUAGGUUAAUUUAAUAGUAUAUUGAUAUCAAGAGGAGAAAGUGGGUUCACAUCAUUUUAUAGAGUGAGUAAGAUCUAAGAUGCUGACAUGAUGGGAUGUUAAAUUUAACAAAAUUUAUAAAAGCUAUUAGAGAUCAUAAAAUAGAAGUUACAGAUCCUGAAAUUACUAGAUUUAUAGGGUUUCAAGUUUGUAUUAAGAGGUGAAAUGCCAUAACAAAGAACUCAAUUAAUCAAAUAACUAUUUGAAAAUUAUCAAACAAACGAUUAUGUGACAUUAUCAACUUUAAGAAAUAAAUUUCAUCUUUAGGUACCACCUAGAUAUAAAAAAUGGUAACAAAAGCGAUGUGGAAAUCAUUUAUAAAAUAUCAAUGGAGGAUUUGGUCAUGAAAAUAUUACAAAAGAAGAACUAUUAGAAUUCUUUAGUAAUUAUAGUGCUUCAAUACCUGAUGAAAAAUAUUUCGAGUAGAUAAUUGUGAAUGUCUUCAGAUUGCUAUAAGAUGAAAGUAAGAAUCAUCAAGCUGGUAAUCAUAAAAGAAGUUAUUUAUAAGAUCAUCAUAGUUAUGUUUUACAAAGAGGAAUUGUUUCUGCAAACGCACCAUUUGGAACAUUUACCCAACAAGAAUAAUUAGCUUAAUCAAGACCUUAUGUUGGUUAUAAUUAACCAGCAUCAUUUAAUAUAUUUAAACCAUUGGAUGAUGUCAAAAAAAAAAGGCUAAUCAAAAUGGAUCUCAAAUUUAAUAAAUUCCACUUUCCUAAUCUUAGAUUUCAUUAUAAUCUCAGUAAUAAUAUGAAAAUCAAAAAAAAAAAGUUGGAUGGUGCUAACAUUUUGAGAAACAAAAUCUCUUAAAGAGGAUUAAGAGGUUUAAUAAAUAUUUAGUAUAGAUUUUAGUUGUAUGAUAAAUCUCAUUUGAAUGCUCUAUCAUAUUAGGAAUGGAAGAAUUGCUUUAAGUAAUGGAGAUUGGAAGUUAGUGAUUAAAUUUUAGAUGAAGUUUUCUAAUAAUUUUAAACAAAUGGAAUGAUGAACUAUAGAGGAUUCGUUAAAUAGAUGUAAGGUACAAUGAGUUUAAGGAAGUUUAACUCUGUCCAAGAAGCUUUUGAAUCUCUUCCUAAGGCUACCAUUGAUAUAGUUAAACAAUAAUUCAAUGCAAAAGAUCAUCCUGAUGCUAGAGCCAACAGAAAAAGGGAGGAUGAUGUGUUAUGUGAAUUUAUUGACACUUAUGAAUAAUAUCAUAUUGUUUAUACAGGUGGAGAUUAUGUCAAAAAUUCCAAUAUAACUUUUGAAGAGGUUAUUGGAUAUCACUAUAAUUUAAAUUUGUUGUUUAAAGAUGAUAUUUAAUUUUAAUAGUAUGUUUAAUCGGUGUGGAAUUUAAGGAGGUAAUUCUGA
Paramecium tetraurelia is the source of this 1743-nucleotide messenger RNA. RefSeq lists its product as uncharacterized. Lineage: Eukaryota; Ciliophora; Oligohymenophorea; Peniculida; Parameciidae. The transcript is spliced from 5 exons. The record is from RefSeq and is a predicted model, not a curated record.